AAUAACGAUGUUGCAGUACUGUCGUCAUCUAGAAUAUGUAUUGAUCAACUUUCUAUAAGUGCACAUCGUCGGGAAUAUGCACUUAUAGAGUGUGAGCUUUUGAAGAAACAAGCUGGUCAAA
Messenger RNA from Racocetra persica, 121 nucleotides. The record is from the annotation of a GenBank genome assembly. NCBI's taxonomy places the organism in Eukaryota, Fungi, Glomeromycota, Glomeromycetes, Diversisporales, Gigasporaceae.